AUGAUUGGCAUGUUUAUGAAGUGGAUAUUUUGCACCUGAAAAUGAAGCAAUUCCUUGCUUCACACAUUUUUAAGCUCAUCUGUGAAGUUGACUAUAAAAAUCGUUCUAUUCCAGAUUUGGAUGUAAUAUAUCAUCGUCAUGAGCUACUUAGAGAAGAUCAGAGUAAAAAGGUUCUUGGGAUACAGAGAUGGUGGGCUGAAAAACUUGUUAAAUUUCAUAUUCGUUAUCAAUCACCACAAGUAAGCUGCCCAGAAAUAACUCAAAUGGUACUCUCAGAGCUUCCUAAACACACACAUUCUGGAUUUGUCAGACUUGCUCAAAAAAUAUGGUUGUUUAGAGAGUCUGUGAAGGCUGACAACUUUGCAGCUAUGUUAAAAUGCAUGUUUAUUUUGAAACAGCUGAGAGACAAAUGGUGUAUUGAUAAAUUUUAUUGGGAGAUGUCAAAAACAAUAAAGCUUUUCUACCCUUACAAAUUACCCAUUGGUUUUGAGGGCUGUGG
This is a messenger RNA of Entrophospora candida, 499 nucleotides long. NCBI's taxonomy places the organism in Eukaryota, Fungi, Glomeromycota, Glomeromycetes, Entrophosporales, Entrophosporaceae. The record is from the annotation of a GenBank genome assembly.